Stylophora pistillata is the source of this 2512-nucleotide messenger RNA. Its product is annotated as proprotein convertase subtilisin/kexin type 6. Lineage: Eukaryota; Metazoa; Cnidaria; Anthozoa; Scleractinia; Pocilloporidae. Gene Ontology annotation, cellular component: Golgi membrane; trans-Golgi network. Gene Ontology annotation, molecular function: serine-type endopeptidase activity. Gene Ontology annotation, biological process: peptide hormone processing. The record is from RefSeq and is a predicted model, not a curated record.
CUCAGUUUAUUGAAGCGAUGAUGGCGCGGUAUUUUUCUUCUAUUUCUCCUAUCGUUGGGGAGUCUUCUUGUGUUCUGUUUAUUAUGAUGUUGUACUGUGGAAAUAGCGUUAUCGCCGAUGCAAUUUUUACGAAUUCGUGGGCGGUAAAAGUUCGUGGCAGCCAACAAGUAGCCGAGAUGUUGGCCCAUAAAUACGGUUUUUCUUACGACAAACAUGUGUUCCAAGACUAUCAUUUGUUCAAAAAACCAGAAUUGGUGAAAAUGCUUGGAAAGAAUGGAUUAUCAUCAGAAGUUGAUGCAAAGUUAUCAAAAGAGCCGAAGAUUGAGUGGUAUAUGCAGCAGAAGGAACAAACAUAUAGACUGCUCUCAAGAAAGUUUAAUGAUCCUUUGUUUAAUCUACAGUGGUACAUUGAGAGACCUAACAACCCCCGAGAGCCAACAUACAAUAUCAUGUCUGUUUGGAAGGCAGGUUAUACUGGUAAAGGAAUACUGGUGGCAGUGGUUGAUGAUGGAGUUGAUGGCAGUCAUCCUGAUCUCCAAGAAAACUAUAAUUUAUCAGCAAGUUAUGAUUAUGUGCAAGGGACAGCAGUUCAGUUGAAGAGUAGUGUAAAAGGUCAUGGCAACAGAUGUGCUGGAAUCAUAGCUGGAGUUGCAGGAAAUAAUCUUUGUGGAGUGGGAUUGGCAUACAAUGCUAAAAUUGCAGGUAUUCGCCUCUUUGAUGGUAUAGGAAAGACGAUUGAUGCAACCGAAGCCAAGGCAUUAGUUCACGAACUGAGAAGCGUCGACAUUUACUCCAACAGCUGGGGGCCUCAUAGCUGGGGUAUGGAAGUCGAGGGUCCAGGGCCUUUGGCUAAAGAGGCUCUUAAAUAUGGUGUAGACAAGGGUCGUGAUGGCCUGGGUGCCAUCUACACGUUUGCAGUUGGAAAUGGCGGCAAUUCAGACAGCUGUGCAUACAAUGGUUAUGUGAAUAGUAUUUACACGAUCACUAUUAAUAGUGUGAACAAAGAUGGCACCAAACCAGAAUACGCAGAGGAAUGCGCCGGAAUUUUGGCCACCACCUACAGUAAAGAGAGUGGAGAUCAGUCAGGAAGUAUUGUAACCGUGGAUGAAAAGGGAGGAUGUACGCAAGAUUUUGGGGGGACGUCAGCGGCUAACGCCAUGGCUUCCGGACUAAUUGCACUGACUUUGCAAGCAAACCCCAAAUUAACCUGGCGUGACGUACAACAUAUCAUAGUUCACAGUGCAAGACGAGAGCCACUCAAGCAAGGAAACUGGAAGAAGAACAACGCGGGUUUUUUUUUCAGCACUUACUAUGGGUUUGGACUUAUGGACGUUAGCAGAAUGGUCAGCCUAGCAAAGAACUGGAAAACAGUACCUCGGCUGCAUACAUGCAAAAUUAAAGGCACGGAUACGAACAAGCGUAUCCCUGGGACAGUUUCAGAAACAGUGAGGAACUGCCCUAUAACAUUCCUGGAACACGUCCAGAUAAAAGUAGAUCUUGAUUUUCAUUACCGAGGGGACUUGUCUCUAAAAUUGAAGGCUCCGAGUGGCACAUCAUCUCAACUGACGAAGUAUCGUCCACUUGAUCAAUUUGAGGAGAAGAAAAACUUGACUGACUGGGUGAUAGCAACUCUUGUUCACUGGGGAGAAAGUUCUAUGGGGACCUGGGAGCUUGAAAUUUCAGAAUUGGAUCAAAGAAAGCACAAAAGUACAAAAAGUACUGGCACUCUUCAUAGCUGGUCCUUGAUUUUGUAUGGAACGUCAGACGCCCAUUCGGUUCCGACGAUCCUCACAAGUCGCCCAAUGGAACCAACAGGAACGGUUUCUUCUACCAAACAUCAUUCUCGUACUAAUGACAAAGACAAAGACGGUACCAGUAAAAAAAACCUCACGGUGGUGGUAGUGGUGGUGGUGGUGGUGGUUCUGAUAGGGGCAGCUGGAGGAACGAUGGUGUACAAAGUCAGGUCUAUUUUGAUUGAGAGAAAAAAAGGCAAAGUGAAGAUUGAGGCGACUGAACUAUAUAUAACAACGGUAAACAUAGGAGGUGACACUGGCAAUAAAGGGUUUGAUAGAAAAAUCGAUGGACCAAGUGGAGACGUAAGAGAUACAGCUGUUACUGAGAAAGAAACUAUUCGGUACAUGACUACAGUGGAAAGCGGUGAUGGUAGAAUUAUGUUGUAACUGAGACCUUAACUGCUGCAAGAGUCAACAAAAGAGGAAAUUGAUCUUGUCUUUUGCUUAACAGCUGUUAAGUCUUUUUGAGAGAAACUCGGACCCACAUGUAAAAUCUAAUGAGACCAUUUUAAAGCGUGUUUUUUGUGAUAGGUUGAGAGGAGCAGCCGAUGUUUUUUUUUUUUUUUCAGUUGAUACAGAUUCCUAUUUUUGAUUAUUUCAGACUUCUUUAAGACUUGACUACGGAAACCAUGGUUCGUACAAUCUUGAAAAGUCCUUGAAUUUGGUUAAGUCCUUGAAAAGUACUUGAUUUCUUUAGUAGGUCAUGAAAAGUCCUUGAA